Messenger RNA from Cyprinus carpio (common carp), 1069 nucleotides. RefSeq names its product family with sequence similarity 204 member A (gene fam204a). The record is from RefSeq and is a predicted model, not a curated record. NCBI's taxonomy places the organism in Eukaryota, Metazoa, Chordata, Actinopteri, Cypriniformes, Cyprinidae.
GUCAUGCAGUUGUUGGUGUACUUCUCUGAUUUAUUAUGAUAUUGUUAAAUCACCCUUCGCAUUUAAUAAUAUAUUUGCUUUAAACGUUUUGUGGCAGAUAAUAACGUUUUUGACGAUUUGCCAGAUUUAAUAUGUACAGUGGACAUCUGCCGCCGGGUCUCAGUGAGGCUGACCUGAGCUCUGAGGAUGCUGAUGGAGAAACAGCAGAAAACACACAAGGCGAGCAGCUCUCACUUCAGUCAGACACAGAGCCACAUUCAGCGUGUGUACAGGUUGAAUGUAAUGACACAAAAACUGGUUUGCUCAAUGAUGCAUUUGGGAAUGAUUGUCUUCCUGGAGUUUCCUUGGAUAAGUGGCAAAAGUUCAAAGAGCUCCAGCGAGCAAAAGUUGAUCAGAGAAUGAAGGAAACACAAAGAAAGCGGAAAAGAAGGCGCCACAAGAAAGGUGGGACACAGAAUUGUGACGCUGAGCAGAAAAGAUAUGAUAGGCAAUUAUGCGAGCCUGAAGAGAAACAGGAGGAGCACUGGAAGGAGCUCAUGCAGUAUUUUGGCAUCAAUGAUAGACUCAAGCCGCCUCCUUGUAGGAGACCUCCUCACACGUCAGGCCUGGAAAAGAGCAUAGAAGCCAUCGCUGAAGGGGACUAUGGGAAGGCGGAAGAACUGAGUGACAGACUUGCUACUCGAGAGCUGGCCGUGAAAAUCGCACAAGCCGCCGAUUGCCGUGACUUCGCCCGCACCAAACAGGAAGCAGAGGCUUCCCAGCCAGCCCGAAAAAGGAGGAAGCAAAUCGCUUGGGGGUUUGAAGCAAAGAAAAGAUGGGAAACCAAAAGCAAUAUGGGAUUCAUGUGACAUUCGCUGCAGUUGAAACGUUUCUGUAAAGAUGAGUAAAGAUUUGGCAUGUUGAUUAAUUGUUUAUAGAGGUAAUCGUUUUAUAAUACAAUAUUAUUGCAUUCAAGUUUCCUUUUGUCAUUUAACAUUUUUAUUUCUUUUUUAAACCAGUUCUUUUGUCAUUCAUUCAGAUUUGUGGGUAAUUUUUUUAUGUAGCUAAAUAAAUUCCAUAAGCACACCAA